AUGUUGGAGGACGCUCGGUGUGUUUGCGAUGCAGAUUCAGCCUCCAGCGCUUUGCCGGGCCAGUGGGAAACGCCGGUGGAUGCUGUAGGUGCGGCUUUGGAACGACAAGCGCAGCGGAGAGGCCUUCCCUCCACCUCUGGAGCCUCCGAAGCUCUCUGCCGCAUCCUGGCCAAGCCCAUUGGCCCUCGCGAAAAGCUUGAUCAAUUUCAUGCCUGGAUUCUGAGCAGUAAGGACGAGAUCCUCGACGGCGUCGAGGCGGUCGGCGAUUUGGUGGGUUUGUGCUCCUUGCUCUCAGCCUUGUCGACCCACUCCGCCACGCUGUCUCCGGAGAACUUCUCUCAGCUGGCACCGCUUUUGAUCCUCCUGGCCGACCUGGCCAGCAAACGUGGUCACAUGGACAGCAAGUGCUGCUGA
Durusdinium trenchii is the source of this 414-nucleotide messenger RNA. NCBI's taxonomy places the organism in Eukaryota, Dinophyceae, Suessiales, Symbiodiniaceae. The record is from the annotation of a GenBank genome assembly.